AUGGCUACCGCAUCGCCCCAGGACGAUGACUCGAGUCCGAUGGACGUAUCGGCCGGCCAUUCGCCGAACGGCCUUGGAGACUCUACAAACACUCCGACAAACUCGACACCUCGCGACGUGCGUGCUCCGGCUGCCGGCGCGGCCCCCGGCAUUAGCCACAACGGCACCGGGGGUAUUGUGAUCGACCCAAGCGUCGAGCCGUCGUCGGCUCUGAAUCCGAGAUCCUGUGUGACCUGCCGGCGCCGUAAGGUCCGCUGCGACAAGCAUAUGCCGUGUAGCAAUUGCCGCAAAGCACACAUCUCCUGCAUAUUCCCUGCGCCAGGGCGAGCGCCGCGACGCCCUCGCCCUCGAGAUCCCCACGCGCCGCCGAAGCAGACGACGGAGCGCGAAGUCGAGCUGAUCAAGCGUUUGCGGAAACUCGAGGGCAUCGUCGAGGAGCUCAGCGGCCAGAUCGAAGUCGAGGCGCGCCAUCCUGCGAGUAUCGGCGGAUCGCCCGAUGACACCACCGACGAUAUAGACAGGAGGCGACAGGUAUCUGCUUCCUCGUCGAGCUAUAAUCUUCCCGCCGGGUUGCCUGCACUACCUCCAGCACCGGGUCGUUUGAUGAAGACGAGCAGUUGGGGCCCCUUGCAGAGUCCUACACUUGGAGUCAACAAGGAUUUCGGCCGACUGGUCCUCAAUGAUAAGGGCAAGACACGCUACGUGAGCAAUGCGUUCUGGUCCAAAAUGAACGACGAGCUCGCACAAAUCAGGUCCGAGACGCAAAAGCUUACUGAUGAAGAGACCGACGAGUCUGGUGACGAGGGCAGCUCCCCGGAGACGCUGGAUUCCGAGAAGGAGCUCUUGACAGAUCACCAUGCAUUCAUUCUUGGCUACAGGUCCUCGGAUGUUGACCUGCGCAAACUUCACCCCCUCCCGUCGCAGAUUCCCUUUAUUUGGCAAGUCUACACCGAAAACGUCGACCCGCUGGUGAAGAUAUUACAUAUACCGUCAAUGAACAAAGUCAUUCGACAAAUUAGAAGCGACAUGGACAGCAUCUCCCCAAACUUGGAGGCCCUCAUGUUUUCCAUCUACUACGCAGCCAUCACGUCGCUGGAGGAGGAUGAGGUUAAAACGAACUUUGGAGCCGACAAGUCGCACUUGAUUAAGCAGUAUCGGUACGGGACAGAGCAGGCUCUGGCAAAGGCCAAUUUCUUGAAUACCUCGGAUCUCGUCGUGAUCCAGGCGUUCACACUUUUCUUGGUCCUGGUUCGUCGUUACGACGACACGCGAUUCUCCUGGACACUUACGGGGCUAUUGAUCCGCAUCAGCCAGUCCAUUGGGACACACCGAGAAGGAACCCACUUUGGCAACCUGACGCCAUUUGAGGUUGAGAUGAGGCGUCGUCUAUGGUGGGCAAUAUGUGUUCUGGACCUCCGAUCGGCCGAGGACCAAGGCACCGAGUUGACCAUCGCCGAACACACGUUUGAUACGCAGUUCCCCAUGAACGUUAAUGAUUCCGAUAUCUCCCCCGACAUGAAAGAAUUCCCACGCGAACGGCAGGGGGCGAGUGACAUGACCUUCUGCCUCAUCCGAUAUGAGAUUUGCAGCUUGGCCAGGAGGCUCCACGCCGCCAGCAACCCGAUGGCGCCCUGUCCCAAGGACACCCAACUAACGCUACAGCAGCGCGAGGAUAUGCUGCUUGAGAUGUUUGAACGUGUGGAAGACAGAUACUUGAAACCCGAAACGGAUCAGAACGUUGAUCUGCUCCACUGGGUGGCCGCAGCCAUAGCCCGAUUGAUCAUGGCGAAGAUGAGCCUGAUUAUAUACCAGCCGGUCUUAUUCCCUUCUCCUGGACAAGAAGUCUCCCAGGAGGUCCGCGAUCGCCUCUUCAAUUCUUCCACCGAGGUAGUCGAGUAUAACAGACUCCUCAACAGUGAACCGAAGUGCAAGCAAUACCGUUGGCUUUUCCAGACGUACACUCAAUGGCACGCUGUUGCGUACUUGCUUCUUGAAGUCUGUCGCCGGCCAUGGUCAAGCUCUGUGGAGAGGGCAUGGUUGGCCCUCAAUAGCGUCUUUAACAACACAGAACCGCACGAAUUCAACAAGUUGGCCCAAAACGGUGCCGUGUGGCUGCCAUUGAAAAGGCUGAUGCUCAAGGCAAGAAAACACCGAGAAGAGGAAGUUACUCGUCUCCAGGGAGACCAAGAGGCAGCCCGAGAGCUCGACUUCAGCAGCUCAAAGACCCCGCCGGCAAGUUUCCAGCACUUGCCUAACUCUGUGCGUGAAACAAUUGCUCAAGAUCGUUGGCGCAAACUGGUCGGAUUGCCAGCACCGGAGAAGAAAUUCACCCACGGGGGUUGCUUCGAAAGUCCGGCCCCGACUGCGAAUGUGGCGCCAGCACCCCCAACGCAAGUUGCCGGACAACCUCAGAUGUCACAGACGCAUCUCGAUUACAUCAGCAGCGUCAUGUCCCAGCCCAAUUUCCACCCUGUCGACUUCUGGUCCGCAGCGUUCCAGGAGAGCUCGGCCGACAUCGCAAGACAAGCCAUCCUUGGCAAUGGCCUCCAAUCUGGAAACUUGUCUGAGCAGCAGCAACGGCAACAGUCACCGAUGCCAAGAGUGUCAAGUAAUGGCAGUCCGAUCACGAACAAGGGUGGAAUUGCCUUCCCGCGUGAGAGUGUCUCUACACCUCUUUCAAACUCCCAGACACCUUCGCAGGUGCCCCUUACGACGAAUAUGCCUCAAUCAUCUGUGCUCGCAGCAGCCACAGGAAUGGUGGAUGAUAACCCUCCGCCAUGGCUCUGGUCAGAUGCAUGGAAAUGGAACGAUCCACAGGCAACUACCAAUGCCGCUAGCAAUGCCAUCAUCCCGACCGUUGACGAGGGUGAUAUCAACAUGGAUGAGGAGUUUGACUGGCAGGACUGGCAGCAAAGCAUCCGUGGCUUUGAAUUGGAUUCAGGUUUUGGGAUCGGGAUGUCUGGUGGAGGGUUCUCCGGUGGUAUUUGA
This is a messenger RNA of Neoarthrinium moseri, 2988 nucleotides long. RefSeq lists its product as uncharacterized. The transcript is spliced from 3 exons. Gene Ontology annotation, biological process: DNA-templated transcription; regulation of DNA-templated transcription. Gene Ontology annotation, molecular function: DNA binding; zinc ion binding; DNA-binding transcription factor activity, RNA polymerase II-specific. The record is from RefSeq and is a predicted model, not a curated record. Lineage: Eukaryota; Fungi; Ascomycota; Sordariomycetes; Amphisphaeriales; Apiosporaceae. Bases 1 to 2988 code for a protein of 995 amino acids.